Olea europaea var. sylvestris is the source of this 950-nucleotide messenger RNA. RefSeq lists its product as uncharacterized. The record is from RefSeq and is a predicted model, not a curated record. The transcript is spliced from 5 exons. Gene Ontology annotation, biological process: base-excision repair, AP site formation; DNA repair. Lineage: Eukaryota; Viridiplantae; Streptophyta; Magnoliopsida; Lamiales; Oleaceae. Bases 1 to 837 code for a protein of 278 amino acids. Gene Ontology annotation, cellular component: nucleus. Gene Ontology annotation, molecular function: 8-oxo-7,8-dihydroguanine DNA N-glycosylase activity.
AUGGCUAAAGCACUUUGUGAACCUCAGUUGGAACUACAGCUUCCCUUGUCUAAUGAUUCUCUUGUGAACACUGCUAAUGAAACUAUUUCCGGGUGUCAAACAGUUGAAAACAAUCAGUUCGUUCCGAAAACACCUGCAGGGAAAGAGUUGAAGAAAGACCCUGGAGUUCACAAAUGUUCAAUUAAUUUAGCGAACAGUUAUGCAGAAGUUAAAGCAACGGAAGAAAAUGCUAACUUGGAAGAAAGUUGUGUUAAAGCAAUGGAAGAAAAUGCUAACUUGGAAGAAAGUUGUGUUCAAACGCUAGACCGUUUCCAGCAUUUAGAAGGAAAAGGAGUUUCCUCCUGCACUAAAAUUGGAAAUUUCCCGAGCCCAAGAGAACUGGCUACCCUUAACGAGGAGCUUUUAGCAAAACGGUGCCAUCUAGGCUAUAGAGCAGGUCGUAUUUUGAAGCGUGCUCGAGAAAUAGUUGAGGUUGGCAGAGAAAAGCUGAAAGUUAUAGAUGGAUUUGGAUCGUUUACUUGUGCUAAUGUUCUGAUGUGCAUGGGAUUUUACCAUGUCAUUCCAACUGAUUCAGAAACUAUUAGGCAUCUAGAACAGGUUCAUGCCAAAAGCUCAAAAAUUCGGACAGUUCAAAGAGAUGUUGAAGUGAUUUAUGGGAAAUACGCACAAUUUCAGUUUCUAGCUUAUUGGUCAGAAGUGUGGCAGUUUUAUGAGGAAUGGUUUGGCAAGCUAAGUGAGAUGCCCCCUUCUGGUUAUAAACUUAUUACUGCUGCUAAUAUGAGGCCAAAAAGAAAUGGAAAUAAUAAGAGGAUUAAGGUACCAUUGGAAACUAUUUAGUAAUAAAAACAAAGGGAAGUAUGAUUUAUGCUCUUUUGUAUCAGUCCAUACCUAUUAUUUAUAUACUGUAAACAAAAUUUGGUGUGAUAUUUGUCAUUUUUCUCUUAGUAAUC